UUAAUCUUACUACGUCUGCGAUUUUUUAUCUUACUACGUCUACGUCUGCUUAUACGCCUGUGAAAACCAACCUUCAGCGACUCUCUUUGAAAGACCUACUUAAUCAACAUCGGUAGCACUCUCAGUGUGUUUUAGCUGGGUCUUUUUAAAAGGCCAUCAUAAGUUAAUAAACCAAGGCUAUCUAAUGAACAUGAACUCUAAAAUCGAAUUAAACGCCAGCGAUCAUUUCAUUUGCUGUAUUUCAAAAGAAGACCUGUGCGAGAAAAAAAAUUAAACAAGAUAAACAGUAAAAUUUAUUCAGAAUUGACCAAAAAAGAUCUAUAUAGUGGGCCAAAUCUUGCCUUUUUUAUUGAUAUUUAUUUUUUUUACAGUAUUUACAUACUAGCAGGUGACUUACUGUAUACUGCGAACUUGCGCACCGCAUUUAUAAUUGCUUUCAAAGAAGUCACGUUUUGAAGCCGAAGUGUAUGUGGAUGUCUUGUUUAAAUAUUCAUUUUCAGUUUCAGCGCCGCAAUGUUUGAUUAGUCAGCUUCCAUCAGGAGUCUAACCGUAAUCGUUUUUGUAUCUUUUCACCGAGUCAUUUACUUCCAUCCCCACAGGAGCUUUGGCAGAAAGUCGUUAGCUUUUGAAGAUUUACGGUUCUUUACGAUUUUAAAUUGGUCGUAAAGUCCGCCGGAACCGAAUGAUAAAUGAUACAUUGGAAGCGAAAUCCAACGCAAACGCCGACGCCAAACAUGUGUGGAUGAGGACCCACCGUAACAAACCAUUGUGAUCAGUUUGAACUUUUAAAAAGCGACUCAGUAUGAACCGCUCAGGUAAUGUAACAUUCGAGAAGGAUCAAACUUCUGGCACCGCAGCCGUCGUUGUGAUACAAAGCGUUUUCCUUGCCAUGGUGAUGGCAGUUGGCGCAAUCGCUAACAGUUUUAUUUGCCGUUGUAUACUCUCUCAUCGUUCUUUGCGCACAAUCACCAACUCGUUUAUAUUAAACCUGGCUGCUACGGAUUUCUUGCUGUCGGUACUCUGUAUGCCUUUCGCGCUUGUGUCAGCUAUCACUGGAAUAUGGGUAUUUGGCAGUGUUAUGUGCGUCCUCACAGGUUUUCUGCUCUCCGUGCUCUGUAUAACGUCUAUUUUAACUUUGGCUCUGGUCGCGAUCGAUCGCUACCUGGCAAUCUGCCGCCCUCUUAAAUACUGUACACUAAUAACGCAGCGAACAAGCCUGGCAAUGAUUCUGUACGUUUGGAUACAAGCUGCAGUUUGCGCAAUAAUGCCGGUUCUUGGUUGGGGAGAAGGUUACGUUUUUGUAGCAGAGGAAUCCAUUUGCCGGCCUUCGUUUGGUAAACCUUCAGUGGACAAUGGGUACACAAUUUUUCUGUUUCUCACUUGCUUCGUUGCGCCCUUUUCGGUUAUCGCUUUUACGUACGUUUCUAUCUUAAGCACAGCGAGUAGGCAGUUUCGUCGAGUACACCGUCAGAAACGCAACCAGGUGGGAAACAUGGAACAAGUGCAGCCCAGCAACUCGCAGUUCAACUGUGAAACCACCUUCGUUCGCACGCCUGAAAAUACGGUUAUCGCGGACGAAAUAACCUCUGCUACAAACACCUCUCGCGCUAAGAAGCUUUACGCCCCGGGAGCGAUCCGCAGCAAACGCCGACAAAAAGCGCGAGGGUUUAAAAUGCUCUGGAUCAUUGUGGUGGUAUUUCUGAUCUGUUGGAGUCCUUAUUUCGUUAUGAUUUUUUACAGUUCGCUAAGACAGCAUAGUUUCCCGAAGGCAGUCAAAGUGCCAACGAUGCUGUUAACUUUUCUGAACAGCGCUCUCAAUCCCUUCUUGUAUGGGUUUUUGAACGGCAAGUUCCGCGGUAGCAUGCGGACGUUUCUCUGGCAAAACUUUACUCUCUGCAAGUGUGGGAAACAAAACGUUCAAGAAUCACGAGUAUAUCACAUAACUCACAUUAAUUAGAAAAAACUUUUGCUCUCUUUUACGUACAGAAAAGCAGGUUUUAGGGCUCGCAAUGAACUUCUCCAACUGAUGGUUUAUUCUACGGGAAGCUUGGAAGCAACAAAAAUAUUCACUUUCGGUUUUUUAUUGUGUGUCGUUUCCUAUAAUUGAGGAAGCAAAAUGGAUGGUUGUCUAUGCUCAGAAAAACUGCGUUUUUAAUUGAUUUUUUUUCUAGGCAGUCAUUCAACGUUUGCAUUUGACCAACUUAAUUAAAAAAAAACCAAACAUACUUUUUUAGUCUUAUUACAAACAAAGGCAAAAAAUCAGACCCACCAAUCUUUAUGAAUACAAAUUGUCUAAUUUCACUGAAAAAUAAAGAUCUUAUCUGCGAGAAACCUUAA
Messenger RNA from Orbicella faveolata, 2337 nucleotides. Its product is annotated as alpha-1A adrenergic receptor-like. Gene Ontology annotation, biological process: G protein-coupled receptor signaling pathway. Lineage: Eukaryota; Metazoa; Cnidaria; Anthozoa; Scleractinia; Merulinidae. Gene Ontology annotation, molecular function: neuropeptide Y receptor activity. The record is from RefSeq and is a predicted model, not a curated record. Gene Ontology annotation, cellular component: membrane.